Molecule: messenger RNA, 2314 nt
Organism: Microplitis mediator
Lineage: Eukaryota; Metazoa; Arthropoda; Insecta; Hymenoptera; Braconidae
Gene: barc
Product: HIV Tat-specific factor 1 homolog
Exons: 6
Coding region: 392-2092 (566 amino acids)
Biological process (GO): mRNA splicing, via spliceosome
Cellular component (GO): U2 snRNP; U2-type spliceosomal complex
Molecular function (GO): RNA binding
Source: RefSeq, a predicted model, not a curated record
GACAAGUAAAAAUUAAUAAUCAAAAUGAUAAACAUUUAAAAACGUUGUGUUGUAAUCAGCUAGAUUGUUCAUUCCCUUUAUUUUAUUUACAUUAAAUAAAAUAACUGUUAAUUACAAAUAAAUUUUAUUUAUUUAAUAAAUAUUAUUUAUAUAGUUAUCAAUAUCAGCAAGAUGAUCAUCAAACACUAGUUUACAGAAACGUUGAUUGUGAGGUUAAUUUCGUUAGUGUUGUAAUCGUCAGCUGUUUUUCUCAACACGAGUAAAUUAACAAUAACAAUAACAGAAUUUUGUUUUUUAAAUUUUAAUUGUCAAGAGUAUUCGUCAAAAAUUUUCGGCAUAUCAAUAAACGCGACAGAAAAUAACGUUUAUUAAAUUGAGUAAACAAAUAAAAAUGUCAGAUUCAAAUAGUUCAAUUGACGGUGAGUCGUCAAAGUCUCCAAAGUUCAAUGAAAGUAAUUCAGAAUCUCAAGAAUUAAUUUCUUCAGACAACGAUAAUCAUAAAUCGAAUGAUAAAACACCAGAUUUACCCUGUUAUCAAACUAAAAAAGUAUCAAAAAUAGAAAUAAAUGAUGAUAACAGUAAGAACGACGAUGACAUUGAAGAGUUUGAUACAGAUGAAGACGAGCCAAUUGAAAAAGACGAUAAAGCAAAUAAACAAUCAGAUUCAUCAGUAGAUAAUUCAUCAAAUUAUUCAAAGCAUUUGACGUAUGAAGGAGAUUUAUGCAUUUACACAGAACCAAAAACUGGAAGACAGUUAAUUUGGGACGCUAAGAAAAAUAGUUGGAUUCCCAGAGGUGAAGUAACCGAAAAUAAAGACGACAAUCCAAUGAAAGAUUAUGAAUUUGAUGGUAACAAUUAUAUAUACACUGAUAAAGUAACAAAUGUAACAUAUAAAUUUAACGAAAGUAAAAAUGAGUGGGUUGUAAAAGAUGAUAAAGAAGUAAAAGCUGAUGACAGUUCUGCUGGACCCGAUGCUAAUAAUCCCAGUGGUAGCAAUAACGACAGUGUCGUUUAUGGUUUUGAAAAUGAUACCCAUACUUACACUGAUACCACUGAUGGCACCGUUUAUUUCUGGGAUAGAGAAAAAAAUGCCUGGUUUCCUAAGGUGGAUGAUGAUUUCAUAGCAAUGUAUCAAUUGAAUUAUGGUUUUACGGAUCAAAGUACUACUCCAAAUUCAGCGCCUCAACCAGAAGUAAAAAAAACUGAUCCUAAAGCAGAAAAGGAACGAAACAAAGUUGAAGCAAAAAAGAAAGCAACGGAGCCACCGACGUGGUUCGAAAUUGAUCCAGUUCACAAUACAGCUGUUUACAUUUCCGGGUUGCCGUUAGAUAUUACGAUGGAGCAACUUGUCGAGCUAGUGGGAAAAUACGGUCUCAUUGCGCGGGAUGACAAAAAUAAAGACAAAAUAAAAUUGUACCGAGAUUCGGAAGGUAAUCCCAAGGGUGAUGCUCUCUGUACAUACAUAAAGGUGGAGUCUGUAGACCUUGCACUAAAAUUUCUCGACGGUACUCGACUCGGUAAUAAAACAGUAUCAGUCCAGCGGGCUAAAUUUCAAAUGAAAGGUUCAUACGACCCAUCGCUAAAACCAAAACGUAGAAAAAAGGACAAGGAUCGUCAAAAGAAAAUCCAAGAGAAGCUAUUUGAUUGGAGACCGGAACGUUUACCAGGCGAGCCACAAAAAUGCGAAAGAAUUGUGAUAUUAAAAAAUUUAUUUACACUGAGUGAUUUUGAACAAGAUGUAACACUUAGUCUUGAAUAUAAACAGGACAUACAAUCUGAAUGUGCCAAGUGCGGUGACGUAAGAAAGGUCACAAUCUAUGAUACAAAUCCUGAAGGAGUUGCCAAGAUAAUAUUCAGUGAACCAAAUGAAGCUGAAGCUUGUAUUAAAUUAUUGAAUGGACGUUGGUUUGGUAAAAGGAAAAUCACUGCUGAGUUAUGGGACGGAAAAACAAAAUACCAUGUUGCGGAAACAGAAGCAGAAGCUGAAGCACGGAUAAAUAAAUGGGACAAAUUCUUGGAGGAUGAGUAUGAAAAGCAAAAUCAAUCUAAAACUAAUCUUGCAGAAAUCAACUCCGAUCAACCAUCGAGCUAAGAUUUAUGUCAAACAGUAUAUAAGUACAGAUAAAAUAAUUAAUCUAUCAUCAAUAGUGCGAGCGAAAUUGUUAUCAUACUUUUUACAGGUACUUGUACCUAAAAUUAAAUCAGACUUACCAGUCAAUCAUUGGCAAUAAUUACAACGUUAAUUAAUGCAUUAUUUUACUAAUUAAUAAAUAAUAUUAAUAGUAAUAGCUACUAGUAUUUAAUUAAUUUUUUA